Messenger RNA from Neocloeon triangulifer, 1590 nucleotides. RefSeq lists its product as uncharacterized. Gene Ontology annotation, cellular component: external side of plasma membrane. Gene Ontology annotation, molecular function: carbohydrate binding. The coding region runs from base 43 to 1590 and encodes 515 amino acids. The transcript is spliced from 16 exons. Gene Ontology annotation, biological process: biological process involved in interspecies interaction between organisms. Lineage: Eukaryota; Metazoa; Arthropoda; Insecta; Ephemeroptera; Baetidae. The record is from RefSeq and is a predicted model, not a curated record.
AGGCGAUCGGAGAGCGACACACAAUUUAAUUAAAGACCGACCAUGGCUCGUCUCGUUUUGCUGCUAGUUUUGCUCGUCGGUGCCGCCCUGGCCAGCGAAUCUUCAAACAAGCCUUCCGAAGUCGAAACGCGAUGCGACCGCGCUCGUUCUUCAAAGUUGACUUUGCUGUCCAACGGCAAGAAGUACUCCUUCCACACAACUUUUAAAAGGUGGAAUGACGCAAAUGAAACGUGCGCCAAUCAGGGCCUUCAUUUGGCCACGAUCAAGAGUCAAAAUGAGGCCGAGCUGGUCGCCGCAGCAGCAGAGAGAAUCGAGGAUACCGGAUUUUGGGUUUCUGUGAAAAACCAAGCAAGCGGAAAUCGGAAGGACUUCCGUUGGCAGGACGGGACGAAAUUGGAGUUGGACAGUCCGUUGUGGUCGGGCGGUGCGGACAAGAAGAAGGACUGCGUUUACAUCUUCAACUGGACCAGGGGCAAAUUGAACGGAUAUUCCUGCACCGAGCGUGCCUACUUCAUUUGCGAACUGCCCAGCGAAUGUUACUUUUCCAAUAAGAAUCGUGAGAAAGAAAUGGUGAAGCUGCGCUUUUGGUUGUUGCUCUUUUGCAUCCUCGCCACCGUCCUGGCCGACGACGACGACUCCCAGCAACAAACCGACCAAUCAACAGAGGCCACAGAAACAGAAAAGCCGCUGGAAGCAAAGGCAAAUGAGGGUAUGGAGAUAAAUUUGAAUAUUACCGACAAGAACCUGCUCGCAUUGAUUAAAAUCAUCGAGAAACGCCACUAUCAAGUGGCGGAGCAAUUUGUAAGUCAAGCUACUCAGACGGGCCAGAAGUUUUUUGAGGUGGAGAGAAACUUUGAUCAACGCUAUAAUCAGGUGGCCAGGGAAAUGAUAGACAGAGCUACCGUGACAAAUAGAAAGUUGAGUGAUUUGGAAAAUCUAAUUGACAAGCGCCUGAAUCAGAUCUUGGAAAAUGACGAGAAAAAGGCAAAGGAAAAUCAAGAGUCGGUGAAGAAAUUCAAUGAAAGGUUUGAUAAGUUGGAGAAACUCAAUGAACAGACCUUAACUCAAGUGAAACAAUUGGAGGAGGAGAGGGGCAAUGACAGGAACAAGCUGGACCAAAUUUCUAAAUCGACGGAGCACCAUUCAAAGUUGUUCGAUCUGACAUUCCCGGAGGCCUCCUGCAAGUUCUCUGCUCAGGCAAACCUGAAGACGCUUUCCAACGGCAAGAAGUACGUCUUCCAUGAGGAUAACAACAACUGGAAUUCUGCAAAAGAGAUUUGCGCCAAUCAGGGUUUGCAGUUGGCCACGGUCAAAGAUAAAAAGGACGCUCAGGUGGUCGCAGCAGCCGGACGAAAUAUCUACGGGGGCGGAUGGUGGGUGGCGGCGACGAACGCGACAAGUGGCGCCGACAAGACUUUCCGCUGGCCCGACGGCACCAAGCUGGAGUUGGACGAUCCGUUGUGGUUCAAAAGCGCGGCCAAGAAGUACGACUGCGUCUACGUCUACAAUUGGGACGACGGCAAAUACGACACCUACCCAUGCACCUAUUAUUUCAAGUUCGUUUGCGAACUGCCCAGCGAAUGCUACUGA